AUGGCGGCGGCGAUAGCGAGCUCUCUGAUUCGUCAGAAACGAGCGGCGCGGGAAACCAACCCCGACCGAAAAACGCCAAACAAACCGCGCUCGAGCCCGACCAAAGAGCGGCGCCGCCUGUGCCCGCGCCACAUCCUCAGCCUCUGCGCCAAAGUCCGACUGUGCCAACGCAAGACACGCCCCCCGACACGCAGCGGCGCAGGGGAGCAGUUAAAGGGGAUCGUGACUCGUCUGUUCUCGGAGCAGGGCUUCUACCUCCAGAUGCUCUCGGACGGAGCCAUCAGCGGCUGCAAGGACGAGAACAGCGACCACACCCUGUUUAACCUGAUCCCGGUGGGGCUGCGUGUGGUGGCGAUUCAGGGCGUGAAGGCCGGACUCUACGUGGCCAUGAACGCCGAGGGUUUCCUCUACACCUCCGACGUCUUCACUCCGGAGUGUAAGUUUAAAGAGUCGGUGUUUGAGAAUUAUUACGUGAUCUACUCGUCGACGUUGUACCGGCAGCACGAGUCCGGACGCGCCUGGUUCCUCGGCCUCAACAAAGAAGGAACCAUCAUGAAAGGAAACCGCGUGAAGAAGACCAAAGCCUGCUCGCACUUCGUCCCCCGGCCCAUCCAAGUUUGCAUGUACAAGGAGCCGUCCCUGCACGAACUCGAGGAGAAGCUGCUGAAGUCGUCUCGCUCCCCGACCCUGAACAGCGGGCGCAGCAUGAGGGCCAUCGAACGAGAGGAACGAGAGGAACGAGACCAAUCAUCUAAUCAGGAAGAAACACUGAGGAUCGAACUGCCAACCUUCUGUUCUUCUGCUCCUCCUCCUCCUCUUCUUCUCGUCAGUUCUUCUGCUCCUCCUCUGAUGAUGUCAUAACCAGGAGACACUUGUAAAU
Molecule: messenger RNA, 880 nt
Organism: Boleophthalmus pectinirostris (great blue-spotted mudskipper)
Lineage: Eukaryota; Metazoa; Chordata; Actinopteri; Gobiiformes; Gobiidae
Product: fibroblast growth factor 12-like
Exons: 6
Coding region: 1-861 (286 amino acids)
Biological process (GO): positive regulation of cell population proliferation; cell differentiation; positive regulation of gene expression
Cellular component (GO): cytoplasm
Molecular function (GO): fibroblast growth factor receptor binding; growth factor activity
Source: RefSeq, a predicted model, not a curated record